Messenger RNA from Caenorhabditis briggsae, 1362 nucleotides. RefSeq names its product Protein CBR-NHR-43 (gene Cbr-nhr-43). The record is from RefSeq and is a predicted model, not a curated record. The coding region runs from base 1 to 1362 and encodes 453 amino acids. Lineage: Eukaryota; Metazoa; Nematoda; Chromadorea; Rhabditida; Rhabditidae. Gene Ontology annotation, molecular function: nuclear receptor activity; zinc ion binding; sequence-specific DNA binding. The transcript is spliced from 8 exons. Gene Ontology annotation, biological process: regulation of transcription by RNA polymerase II. Gene Ontology annotation, cellular component: nucleus.
AUGAUCAGCGGCCCGUUUAUUCAUUUUGAUCCGACUGCUACGCUCCAGGCAGUCAUGAUGAGACACCCGACUUCUCCUCUAUCGAUUCCUGGAACAUCAACAAGCCCAAAUGUAGUCUCGGCUUCCGACAUUCAUUGCCGAGUCUGCGAAAGGCAAUACGAUGGAUCCCAACAUUUCGGAAUCGACAUCUGCCGAGCAUGUGCAGCAUUCUUCCGACGAAGUGUAUCGGUCAAGAAGACCUUCGUAUGCAGAAGAGGAACAAACAGUUGCCCGUUGAAUACAGUCUCACGAAAGACCACAUGUCAAAAAUGUCGUUGGAUGAGAUGUCUUAAUGUUGGUCUCCAAGUUGAACUCGUAUCCGGUCAUCGAUCACCUGACCAUGUGAAGCAGCCAUCAAGAGAUGAGGAAAAAUUCAAAAUGGAAGAAGAAUCUAUAAGAGACGGAGACGAAUCGGAUUCGGGAUCCGAGGGAAAACCAUUCGAUCGUAUGGAUCCAACACCACCUCAUGAGCAAACAUUCCAACACAUUCCACUUCACCGUCCAAUUCCAACAAUGGCAAAUCCGAAUCUUCUUCUGACAAGAAAUUCUCUUAUCAGCAAAGUGCUUCGUAAUUACGAAGAGUUUACAAAAAAUCGCCUCGAGUUGGAACUUUCGCUUCCACACAUUCAACAAGAGCAGAAAAUGUUUGGAUCAACUGGUAUUCCAAUCGUCAAAGCAACACGAGAGACAGUUUUUGAAAUUUAUCAAAAACAACUCGAGCUCCUUCACAUUUUCCUGAGAAGCACAUUUUCCGAAUAUGAAGAGUGUGAUGUGCCAGAACAGAAAAGAAUCUGUGCUCUCUUCUAUCCGGUUCUCUGGGAAAUCGAGUCAUGCUACUGGACAUACCGAAACAUGCCAGCCACUUCGGACUGCGAACACUUUUUAAUGUGCACCCAAACCACGUACAUUGAUGUUCGCGAUGUUGAAUACUGGCUGGGAAACACCGAUGGAAACAGUGCAGAGGAUAUUAACACCAUCAAAACCCGUCUCGAACGUCUUCUCCAAACUGCCAGAACUUCGAUUCUCGACAGAAUGCAUAAACUAAUCAUCAAGGAAUUCGAGUUCGUUACCGUUCUAGCUCUUAACAUCUGGGCUCCUCGUAAUCAUCAACAAAGCUGCUUAGACAAGGCAGCGGACCAUGUCCGUACAACUUUGUUCGAUGAUCUGCAUUACUUGUAUCAUGAUGAAUUGAGAAUCGAAAACUAUGCAGGAAGAAUGGGAGAGAUUAUGUGUCUAUUCACUGAAGUCCAGACUGCUGACUUGUCAUCUACCAUACAAAAUAUCUUCUUCUCUGAGCUCACUGCCUACAUCAACGCUCAAUGA